Messenger RNA from Dictyostelium purpureum, 2977 nucleotides. RefSeq lists its product as uncharacterized. NCBI's taxonomy places the organism in Eukaryota, Evosea, Eumycetozoa, Dictyosteliales, Dictyosteliaceae. Gene Ontology annotation, biological process: protein phosphorylation. The coding region runs from base 505 to 2940 and encodes 811 amino acids. The record is from RefSeq and is a predicted model, not a curated record. Gene Ontology annotation, molecular function: ATP binding; protein kinase activity. The transcript is spliced from 4 exons.
UUUUUUUUUUUCUUUUUAAAUUAAAAAUUUCUAUUUUGUUUUUAAUUUUUAAUUUUCUAUUUUGUUUUAUGUUGUUUUUAUGUAUACACAAAAUAAAAGUAAUAGUAUUAUUAUUAUUAUUAUUCUAUAAUAAUAAUAAUAAUAAUAAUAAUAAUAGAAUAAAUUAUUAAAUACACUUUUAAAAGUGAUAAUAAAAUUGUUGCAGUUAGAAUAUAAAUUAUAUACAUAAAUUAUAUUUUCUAUAGCGAUAGUUGUAUCAAAUUAUAUAAUACAAAAAUAUAAUAAUAAAAAUAUUAAUCAAAAAAACUUUUUAAAUUUAUUUAUUUAUUUAUUUAUUUAUUUAUUCUUUCAAUUUGUAAUAAAAAAAGAAAAAACACACAAUAGUAUUUUAUAUAUGUAUUAAAAAUAAAGUAGAACAACAAAAUUCAAUAAAAACAAAAGAAACAGAAAGGUCAAUUAUUUUUUUAUUUUUUUUUUUUUAAUAAAAGAGAAACAAUUAAAAAAAUGGAGUAUAUUAAAGAGGUAGAUGUUGGAGCAUUCAGCAAAUAUCAAUUUGGUGAAUCAGUUGGUAAAGGUGCAUUCGGUAAAGUAUUUAAAGCAUUAAAUACUGAAACUGGUGAUUUUUGUGCCAUUAAACAAAUUGAAAAGGGCAUGAUAUCAGAAAAACAACUACCAGCAAUUUUACACGAAAUCAAAUUACUUCAAACACUUCAACACCCAAACAUUGUUAAAUUUAUUGAAUCACACGAAACACCAAGAUAUUUAUAUUUUGCAUUAGAGUUUAUCGAAGGUGGAUCUUUAGCAAAAAUUACAAAAAGAUAUGGUUGUUUUCAAGAGCCAUUACUCAGUAGAUAUAUUAAUCAGGUUUUAAAAGGUUUAGCAUAUUUACAUGACAAGGGUGUAAUUCACAGAGAUAUUAAAGGUGAUAAUAUAUUAAUUACAAAAGAAGGUGUUAUCAAAUUAGCAGAUUUUGGAUCAUGUACCUAUUCAGCAAUUGAUAGAAAACUAACUGUUGUUGGAACACCAUUUUGGAUGGCACCAGAAGUUAUUCAAAUGGAUAUGAAUGCAAGAAGUACAGCAUGUGAUAUUUGGUCAUUAGGUUGCACAUUAUUGGAAUUGUUAACAGGUAAUCCACCAUAUUGGGAUUUAGGUACAAUGCCAGCAAUGUUUGCAAUGGUCAAUAACCAACAUCCACCUAUUCCACAAAAUAUUUCACCAGAUUUAAAGAAUUUUCUUAUGGCAUGUUUUGUUAGGGACAUUAAUAAGAGACCAACUGCAGCAAUGCUUUUAGAACAUCCCUGGAUUAAAUUACAUUAUCAUGAAUCACCAGAACCAAAAUCAAAAUCAGGAUCAAAAUUAUCAUUAAGUACCUAUGUCGAUGGUUAUUCAGAUCUUGAAUCAAGUGAAGGUGAAACUUCGGCAGAUAGUGAAAUCGAUCUUAAAGAACGUAUACACAUUUUAGAAUCACAAAAAAAAGAAAUGGCAGAAACUAUUAAGAGACUGAAAGUACAUUUCUUAAGAGCAAUGAAAGAAAAGAAAAUAAUGAAGGAUAUGAUCGCACAACUUGUAAAUGAAAGAGACAGCUAUAUGGUUAAAUUAGGUCUUACACCACCACCACUUCCCACAAUUUUAACAAAUACAACUUCACACACACCUACUAGAGCAGCCUUGGAACAUGCAAACGAAAUGUUAUCAAAAGAAGGCAGUCACCUUAAUCUUUUAUCACCAAAUUCACCAAACUCACCACAUGACUCAAAACAUACAAGAUCAUCAUCUGCACCACUAUCAGCUCAAGCUAAAAUCAUUGCUGGCCAUUCACCAGCUCUUUCAAAUGCCAGUGCAUCUGCCUCCACAGGUAUGAUGAUGAACCAAAAUAGAGAAAGACUUCCUUCAUCAAUUUUAACAAAUGAUUUCUUUCAUCCACCAGAAGAGGGCUUUGAUGACGGUCAUUCCCCAUCCAACGAUUCAUUUUUGAACGAUCAUUUUGAAAAAAAUGUUAAAAUCUCCUCACCAUCAUCAUUAUCUAAAAACUCAAGACAUCAUACUAGUACACCAGACUCUCACCAAUCACCAACACCAAUCGCAUCCUCAUCAUCAUCAUCAAAUCAAAAUUUAGGGGGUUAUUACUCAUCAAGCAGUAAUCUUCACAUGUACAGCAAUAUUAACAAUAACAACAAUAAUAAUAUAAAUAAUAGUAACAAUGUAGAUAUGUAUUUAAGAACAUCAGGUGAUAAAAUACAAUCACCACAGUCACAGCCAGUAUCUCUUAGUGGUGCUUUAUCAUUUGGAGAAAAUACGGGCACACAACCAAUAGCAAUCGGUGGUAAUAGUUUGAAAUCAAAAACAAAUGGAAAGCCGGUACUACAAAAAGAACUCUCAAAUAAAUCUUUAAAUAACUCUGGCAUUAGCGCAACUGCAUCUCCAAGUAGAAAAAUCUCAAAUUCAGAUACUCACCUCUCAACCACACCACCAAGAAAAUCAUCACAACCAGUAGCACCAAGUUUUUCACUUUUAAAUCAAUCUCUUGAUAGAAAUAUAAGUACGAGUGGUACCAACGGUGGUACACCUAAUAGUAAUAGUAAUAGCAUACACGACAGUGCUGAUGAAUACGAUGAAGAGACCGAUUUCAUUGAAGACGAUCCAUCAAACAAUAAUAGCAGUAAUAAUAGCAGUAAUAGCAACACUGUACCAAAAGUAGAAUCAGUUGUCGUAAAUGUUCAACCACCAAGAGUUGGUGAUGAAUGUAAAGUAAAAUGUGGCGAUGGUUGGUAUGAUGCUAUUGUCGAUUUAGUUAGCGGCUCGACAUUUGUUGUUACAAUCAAACCUUUUAACAUUAAAAGAGAAGUUUCUCACUCUGAUGUUACUUUAGCUCCUUUACAAUUCCCAGUUAUAGUCACAAAGAAAAAGAAAUUUAGUUUAUUUGGCAAAAAUAAAUCAUAAAAAAAAAAAAAUAAUUAUAAUAUUUUUAUAUAAUCAU